AUGGACAACAACUACAAUAGAAUAGUCAUAGGAAGAAUUAAUAAUAAUCAAUUGAGUAUACCAGAUAACUUAUUACGUUUUAUAUUAAGUUUCUUAAAGGAUACUGUUAGACAUCAUGAGACAACAUGGAAUCCAUUGGCUGCAACAUCUUUAGUCUCUACAUAUUGGAUGACACGUAUUGCCCCAAGAUCAAUCAACUCUCUCUCACUACUGGAGUAUAAUCUACAGUUCCUACACCAGUUCCCAGAGUCAGUGUGUCGCAUGAUAACCGGUGGCAGCACGACACAACAACAAUACAACAACCGACAACAUCUGAAUAAUAUAAGACAUAUGUUCAAUCUGAACAAGUUGACCAUCACCUUUGACCCCGUCAACUCGGCACUGACUCGCAUGUCUCGACAGAGCUUCGUGAACAUGGUCCGCGAGAUAGACAUCAACAACGUCUGGUGUCUUUCAAUCACCUCCAUCACACUGGUCAACAUCUCGGGCGGUGACCAGCUACGCUUCUUGCCUCUACUCGUCAAUCUAGAACGCCUUCGAAUCUAUCUCAUAAACUACAAUCGCAUCGCCAUCAACUGGAACCACAUGGUCAAGAACAAUCCGUCGCUACAACACAUCUCUAUCAAGUCGUCGUCCAAGACCAUCCAGCUGAUGGACAGCAUCGACAUCUCGUCCAUCCCCGAGAGGAUCAGCUCCUUCUCAUUGUCGGCCAGCAUGAUCGGCGUCAAGAACAAGAUUGUCAGCAGUAUGCGCAACAAUCUCAAUCUGCGCAAGCUCUACCUGGACAGCAUCGUCAUCAACUACCAAGGCCUGGCGCUACUACUACCCACGCUGGUCAACCUCGAGGAUCUCGCCUUGAUACAUAUCUACAAUCCGGCCAAAUGGAUGCACAUCAAUCGUCACGUGCUCAGUGGUCUGACCCAUCUUCGUCGUCUAUCAAUCGAUCAUAUCAUACCAGAGCCAGGCAUGACCAUACCACCUCAAAACUACAACAUACUCUAUGAGGAGCUGAUCCUUUUAUCCAGUCAAUUGGAGCGUUUAAAGUUAAAGAAUCUAGAGCUGGACCUAACGCAAUUCCUGCCAAUCCUCAGCUCAAUGACGAAGCUGCAGCGUCUCUCCAUCGAUGACACGAGCGAUGAGAUGGCCAUGGUGCUGGAUGCUCUCUGGCAACCUUCAAGCCUCAACAAACUAUCGAUCAACUCUAGUCGUACGCUACUUCCAGCGAUCGGCACACUAAUUGAAAGGACCAAGACGAUCAAUCACCUGUCCAUAUCAAACUUGGCACCAGAUGACAGUGAAUCACUUGUGCCCAGUCUCUUGAUGAACAGGUCGCUGGCAGAGCUGUGUGCCGAUCAUCUCAUGGACCAACAGGAUCGUCUACCAUUCGUCGUGCACAACAAGUCUAAAUUCCAGGCCAAACAACAGUCCAAGCAUCAUCACUAUGAGAACACUCUGUUGCAGAGGAUGUUCUACAUACUUCAGAAGCAUCAAGUACCUGCCAACGAUGACGAUGUUGACCCCAUCAUCCCGCCAAUCACUGGCGUCUCUACUACCAUACCAACCCCAAUACAAGGUGGACACAGCUUC
This is a messenger RNA of Acytostelium subglobosum LB1, 1587 nucleotides long. RefSeq lists its product as hypothetical. NCBI's taxonomy places the organism in Eukaryota, Evosea, Eumycetozoa, Acytosteliales, Acytosteliaceae. The transcript has a single exon. The record is from RefSeq and is a predicted model, not a curated record. The annotation marks the transcript as partial.